Messenger RNA from Corticium candelabrum, 1512 nucleotides. RefSeq lists its product as uncharacterized. The record is from RefSeq and is a predicted model, not a curated record. Lineage: Eukaryota; Metazoa; Porifera; Homoscleromorpha; Homosclerophorida; Plakinidae. Gene Ontology annotation, molecular function: catalytic activity. The coding region runs from base 1 to 1512 and encodes 503 amino acids. The transcript is spliced from 2 exons.
AUGGAACAUAAAACAGCCAUUCUGGCAAAGGAAUUUCGUCGCUAUGACAUUGAUAUUGUUGCUUUAAGUGAAACCCAUCUGUUGGAUGAAGGAAAACUUGAGGAAGUCGGUACAGGUUACACAUUCUUUUGGAAAGGACGUCCUUCAAAUGCGACACGACAAUUGGGUGUAGGUUUUGCUGUCAAAUCCUCCUUGGUGGGUAGUCUCGACAACCUACCAAGGGGAAUAAAUGAUCGUUUAAUGACACUUCGCCUAUCUCUUUCUGGUGGUCAAUUUCUAACCUUGGUCAGUUCAUAUGCUCCAACGAUGAACGCCUCCGAAGAAAUCAAAGAGAAAUUCUAUGAUGAUUUGAGUAACAUUAUUGGUGCUGUGCCAAAGGACAAACUGCUCGUCCUAGGUGAUUUCAAUGCUCAAGUUGGUAGCAAUCAUUGCACAUGGAAAAAUGUGCUUGGUAAACACGGCAUUGGAAGAGAGAACAAUUCAGCCAGCAACCUGGAUGCAUUAUGGUCAAGUUUACACUCAGUUGUUCACAACGGUUCUUAUGAACUACUUGGCAAGCCUAAUAGGAAGCACCAGGAUUGGUUUGAUCAAAAUGACACUGUCAUCAGCCAUCUCCUUGAUGAUAUGCAUCGCUUGCAUCAUGUCUGGUUAUCAGAUAAACGCAAUCAAAGCACUGCUGAUGCCUACCAUCAUGCAAGAAAAGCAGCAAGAGCUAGGAUCUCUGUAAUGAAGAACAAAUGGUGGUUACAGAAGGCAGAACAGCUUCAGUUAGCUGCUGACCAGCAUAACUCUAGUGGCUUCUAUCAAGGCCUAAAAGAGGUGUUUGGGCCAAGUGUAAAGACAAUCGCACCUCUACAAUCUGUUGACAACUCCAGGCUUCUCUAUGGACGACGAGAAAUUUUGACUCGUUGGGCUCAGCAUUUUGCAAGCAUCUUGAAUCAUCCAACAUUUAUUUCACAAGAAGCUAUUGACAGAAUUGAUGAACAGCCUGAUCUAGUUGUAGCUUGUAAACCACCAUCUAACAAUGAGAUAAAUAAAGCUAUCAGGAAAAUGUCAAGGAAUAGAUCUCCUGGUGCUGAUGGCCUACCUGCUGAAAUUUUUCAACAUGGAGGAGAACUGCUGUUGUUCAAACUAGGUGAUUUCAUUCGUCUAUGCUGGGAACUCGAAGAUGUACCCCAGAACUCUAAAGAUGCCAACAUAAUCCAUCUAUACAAGAAAAAAGGUAGUCAAUCUGACUGCAACAAUCACCGUGGGAUCUCUUUGUUGUCUGUUGCUGGCAAAAUUAUGGCCAGAGUUCUUCUUGAUCGUCUUGUCUCAAACUUUUCAGAGAGUAUCCUUCCUGAAAGCCAAUGUGGUUUUCGUUCAGGUCAUGGUACGUCCGACAUGAUCUUUUCAGCCAGGCAGCUUCAAGAAAAGUGUCGUGAACAGCACAUGGAUCUAGUUAUGGUCUUUAUAGACUUGGUCAAAGCGUUUGACUCGGUUGAUAGAACUGGCUUAUGGAAAGUCCUUUAG